Messenger RNA from Drosophila ficusphila, 4621 nucleotides. RefSeq lists its product as uncharacterized. The transcript is spliced from 6 exons. Lineage: Eukaryota; Metazoa; Arthropoda; Insecta; Diptera; Drosophilidae. The record is from RefSeq and is a predicted model, not a curated record. The coding region runs from base 157 to 4068 and encodes 1303 amino acids.
UCACCAACUUAUUACCAGGUGGAAGAAAAAGUUUUCACGGGCAAAUUUAGGAAAAAUCGGUUACCCCAAAAACAAAGUCGAGGAAAUAAAAACAAAGCCGGCUAGAUUGUCAGAAAAUGGAUUUUCCCCGUGCAGACAUGAAAUAGAGGCAGCGAAAUGGACAUAAUCUUGCCCAGAGAAGCGCACGAUGCGCAAAAGUUCUUGGACUGCGCGGACAAGUUGGACUACGAUGAGUUUUCAGCGAAAAUGUUUGUGUUCUUCAACCAUCACAGCGAUGUGGACGUGUUCGAGUUGAUGGGCAACGACCGUCUGUCGCAGUUGCUCUACGGAUGGGAGGUGUGCCACCUGCCCACCCGCGAUCCUGAUUCCUUGAAGAAUCCUGCCCUGCGCCACAUCGUCCUCGUUCUGGCCCACCACUCGUUGCAGAUGCUGUUCAGCCAGGAGUGGAGCACCUGCUCCGAGGGACUCAAGCACCUGCUGCUCUACAGCCUCACCAAAGCGGUGCCGGCCUUCUACCAGAUCUCCGAGCUGGCCAAGUUCGACUGGCCAUACAUCAUGCAGUUCCAGACGAGACCCUGGAGCCUUCCCUACAUGCAGCAGCUGUUCCGCAACCUGAAGCAGAACAAACACCAUGCUAUCGAACACACGGUUCCUGUGGCAACAGGAGAAGACAUUGCUUUUCUGAAGCAGGAAGGCCUCUCCCUGGUUAUCCUGCGCCUCAUGCAGCUCUUCAACGCCGGCAACUUUGAGGCCGUCAAACAACUGGCUCUUCGCAUGCUAGCGGCCUGGUUGAAGGCCCACGAAAACUCGCCAUUUGCGUCCUUUGAACAGGAUCAGAACACCAUUACGCUGGUGGGGCACCUAUACCUCUUGACCGUUUUCGUAAGAGACGAAAACCGUGGCUAUGUUAUAGACAAUUUGAUGUACAACAUACGUUUCUACGCGCAGAGCAUGCAGGAAGCUUCGAUCUCACACGACAUUAACUUCACGCCCGCUCGGCUUAUUGCCCAGAUUUGUGUGCGACUGCGACUGAGCAGGAACGGGUUCUUCGAGCAGAUUGGCUUCAAGAAGUUCAAGCUCAAUCUGGUCACCUCCUUUGCCGUCAUGCUGGAGGCCUACUCCAGCUAUGUGCUGGGCAAUCUUUUGAUGGAACUGCAGUCACUGAACGAGCACGACUUCCUCGAGCACUUGCCCCAGUUCAAGGUGCUCAUGUAUCGCUACGUGGAGGAGCGAGAGAACAGCGAGCGUUUCCUCCUGGAGGAGCUGAAGAAGAUUGAGAAGCAGCGCAACAGCCACCUGCAGCCACAUGUGGUGGACCUCAAUCUGAACUACCAGCAGCAGAUAUGCAAGGGCAACCGGGCCAGCAACAUUGGAAACUACAAGAACUGCGACGACGACGAGAAGCCACUGCCGGAGACGGACGAAGAGCAGGACAGGCAGAUAGAUCCGGUGUUCCAGAACGUGCCAAACAACGAGGAGGUGCUAUCCUUCGUCUACAAACUGCUGGCCGAGCGGAACUUUUCUGGUUGGAAGUUUGCCAAGAUUGCGCUCCUGCUGAAAAUCAUUGGCCAGCAGCUGAAUGCCAUCGAAAUAUGGCGCUAUCAUCCCGGUCUGACCACCGCCUUCAUGCUCAACUUGGAGCAGAAGAUGUCGGUGAACUAUGCCGACUUGGCAAAGGUCUUCUCCGACCACGCCUUCAUGGAGGCAGAAUUCUGGCUGACGGCCUUCUAUCUCUACCCGAUAACUCUGCACUACAACGAGGUCAGGCGCUGUUCGCGCAUCAAGAAGAGGCGCCAGGAGGAGGAUAACUGGCCGCCAGCUGCGGCUGCUCACAGCGUCAAGUACGAACUGCUGAGCUCCACCAUUGAUGUGGACGAGAUAGUGUCCAUAACGAAUCACAACGCCCCUGUGGCCGACUACGAUCCCGUGUACAAGUCGCUGCAGGCGCUGCGUCUGCCCCGCAGCAUGAUCAAGGACCUGCUGACGGUGGUCUUCCAGCCGCGGAACAAGCGCUACUCCUGGGCCCUGGACUGGCACACGCUGCACGAGCGAUGCCAUGCGCUGCUCAAGAGCCAGGACCUGAAGGAGAAGUUCGUGGAACUCAACAUGGCCGAAGCGAGCGACCGCUUGAAAUACCUGGAGAUCGACUAUGCCAAGUACAGGGAUCGACCCCAGCUGGACUACGGCACCAUUGAGGAGGGCUACGAGAACGCGGCCAACCUGCCGGAGGUGGAGGAGGAACCAAUACCGUCGCCUGCUGUAAAUGAAGAAGCGGCAAAGGUCGCACAGCAGAAAAAGCGGCGACCCGCUAGACGCAAGUUCUGGGAUGAAGUGGAGUUCUCAGAAGACGAGGAGGAGGCAGCCUCAAGCGAUUCGGAGCCCUACUACACGGGAAACGGACGACGGACUCGAGUCAGAGCCGCAGCCAUGGUGGCCAAUGCCAUGCUGUCCGACAUGGAUCGCAGUGUACGCAGUGGCCGGCGAUCCAGCUCCCCAGAGACAUCAGAAGCUAGGUCAGAUCCUCACCACGAAACCGAACGGAAUAUGGACACCGAAGUCAAGCUGCCACAGCCACCAUCCCCAAAGGAAGCAGCUGCCAGUCAGGAUGAGCAUACGAUCAGCGAACUAAUGGAGGCUCGACCAAAAUUCAGCAACGAAACGCCGGGAUUCAAGCCCUUUUCCGACAUCUGGAGUUUCGAGAAGGAGGAGCUGCAGAACGUGACCAGCGAAGGUCAUAACCUGAUGGAGUGCAGCUCGGUGCUCAGCAAGUUUAAGAAGUUGAAGCAGCUCAGAAUAGCAGCAGCAGCAAGGCCCCCCAUUCCAGUGGGAAGGCUGCUUCGCACAGGAUCGGAAACCGAGAGCGUUAACUCCGAAACAUCCACGAUGGCCACGCAAGACUUCAACGAGCGGACCUGCGACGAUAUUUCCGGUGUAAGUAAAGAGCUAACGCCCUCGUCGCCACCAAAAUGUGAAUUAACCAGGGAGCCUGAAGUGUUGCAGCCCGCUAAACGAACCGAAUCGCAGCUAAUGGAGAAGUCCCUGGAAGUUGGGAACCUGACCAAGGAGCCCGUGGAAACGGAGAAGGCUCUAGAAAAUAGGCAGCUGAAAAAGAAGAAUUGCGUUGCAAAAGAGUUUUUGAAAACCGGAUAUCUAAGUGAAGUACGUGAAACUAGACAGCGAAAAGAAGCGGAUUUGAAUACUGGUCAAAAAGAACCUAUCUCCGAUGAAGCUGGUCAGCCUUGCAGUACUACGCAACAAAAAGAGGAGAUUAUGGAAAUGUCUUCUAGGAUUACAGAAACCGACACGGAAACGGACACUGCGGAGGAGACGUUGCAGUACGAAAAUGCCGAAAAGGAACCGGAACGCAAGCGCCGGAAAACCGGAUCAAUAAGCCAGGAUACCAAAUCACAGUCUCCGCCCUGCAAAUCCACCUCAGAGGAGCAGGAGCUCCUUGUCCACAAGUGUCUGACGCAUCCGGCACAAGUAUGCUUGAAGAAGCUCACCUCGCAGGACAUCGCAAAGCUCCGCGGAGUGCGGGUGCGGAUAAAGCGCACCAACUUGGACGACUACUAUCGCAAAAAGCGAAGACAAGCGGUGAGUCUGCUGAGCCAGAGCCAGAGCCACUCCCCGACCGAGGACAGCAAUGCGUCCUCGCACGGCUACGAUAUCCGCAACCACGGCCGCAGGCGCUUCAAGAAGUUCGUGCACAUCACGUCGGACUCGCCGUCUCCCUCGGUGUCCUCGACGCCCUCGCCGCGCAUAAUGCUGGCCAAGGCGGCCUUCAAGCACAUAACAUCCGACUCCUCCACGGAUCUGGAGGAGGUGGCUCGCGCUGCUUCCUCGCUCAGGAGACGGGGACGCGGAAGAGGCCGAGGGACAGGCGGACCCAGGUGCAGGACGGAAGCAACCUCCCGACGAACGUCGGCCUUUCCGCCGGACGUGAUCGAGCUCUCCUCGGACUCGCUGUCCUCCAACUCGCCGGUGCUGGGCGGCAACCACCCGAUGAUCCACUUCUCGGAGGUGAUGGAGAUGGAUCCGCUGUACGAGGAGGCCAUCGUUCCCUUCUAGCACGCUGUCGAUGACCGGAGCAGAUUGCAGAUUGCUGGGCCGCAGGCGAGGCUCUACGUGCUCGGAACGAAUGCAGACGAGGGGUUGCACGGAGGUCGAGCAGAACGGAGAACGAUUCGAGUGGCAGAGGGAGGAAGGAGGACGGAGCAUAGCUGGGAAAAUAGAAUUUGUCUCGCUUGUUAGAAGGCAAUUAGCCCCGGGCACAUUCGGUAUUUGCUUUGGCCAGCACAGAGCCAGGAUUCUGAUGAAAUUAUGUGCAUGUACAUCUGUUUGUCCAAGCCCCGGCUCGUCCAUUGUAUUUCGGCUUCUAUUUGGACUGUGACGACGCCCGCGGGUCUUUAAAAAAAAUUAAAAAUUUUACUUAACUUGCAAGCAAGACUAUUAUAAAUAUAAAGAAAAAUGAGAAAUAUAUAUUGUGUUUGUUAAAAAAGGAAAGUAAAAUUAAAAAAUGUAUAUUUUUUUUAAGAAUAAUAUACUGAUUUCUUGAUCGUUAAGCUUAUUCGUAUUGUGUUGUUUGCUUUAAUAAAAUAAAUUUACACUUUUAAAGCCAUUA